Trichechus manatus latirostris (Florida manatee) is the source of this 2595-nucleotide messenger RNA. RefSeq names its product pentatricopeptide repeat domain 1 (gene PTCD1). Gene Ontology annotation, biological process: tRNA 3'-end processing; proton motive force-driven mitochondrial ATP synthesis. Gene Ontology annotation, molecular function: protein binding; proton-transporting ATP synthase activity, rotational mechanism; tRNA binding. Gene Ontology annotation, cellular component: mitochondrial matrix. NCBI's taxonomy places the organism in Eukaryota, Metazoa, Chordata, Mammalia, Sirenia, Trichechidae. The coding region runs from base 51 to 2318 and encodes 755 amino acids. The transcript is spliced from 10 exons. The record is from RefSeq and is a predicted model, not a curated record.
ACCCAGCAGCCCCCGCCCGGUCCGGCAGAGCGGACGCUUAGAACUUGAAGAUGGCGUCUGUCGUACCACUGAAGGAGAAGAAACUCAUGGAUGUGAAAAUAGGGGAGCUGCCCAGCUGGAUACUGAUGCGGGACUUCACACCAGGAGGCAUUUUUGGAGCAUUUCGGAGAGGCCAAGGAGGGCGAGGAAGGCCAGAGAUGGACCUCAUGGGACUCGCUCGGCUCUUCUCCAGCCCCCGCCUUCUGGGACUGUCUGUCCUCCAGCAUCUCUGCCCACGCAGAGCCAGGUGGGCAGGAGGCAGAGAGGGGCCCUCAUGGCUGCAGGCUACAGGACUGACUUGGUCGACGCCAGCGGCCUUCAGCAGCUCCCUUUCAGAGCUGCCUCCCGGUCCAGGGAACCAGAAGAACACAGGUGGCCUCAGCUCUGACCUGAGCCAGCCCAGCCCCACGGCCACACCGGACGAAGAGGAGGAGGAGGAGAGCUUUGGGACUCUCUCCAACAAAUACUCUUCCCGGAGAAUGUUCCGCAAAUCGACGGCCCAGUUGUAUAACCUACGGAUCGGAGGACAGAGUGUGGAGGAAGAUGAGGAAAGGGAGCUGGAGCCAAAGUCAUGGCGGGGCCCAGGAAACAGCCCUUACUGGUACUUCUUGCAGUGCAAACGCCUGAUCAGGGAGGGGAAGCUGGCCGAAGCCCUGGACCUGUUUGAGAGGCAGAUGCUCAAGGAGGAGCGGCUGCAGCCCCUGGAGUGCAACUACACGGUGCUGAUCGGGGGCUGCGGGCGGGGUGGCUACCUGAAGAAGGCCUUCCGGCUCUAUAAUGAUAUGAAGAAGCGGGACCUGGAGCCUUCGGACGCCACAUACACAGCCCUGUUCAACGUCUGUGCUGAGUCGCCCUGGAAGGACUCCGCUCUGCAGAGUGCCCUGAAACUACGGCAGCAGCUCAGGGCCAGAAACGUUCAGCUCAACUUGAAAACGUACCACGCCCUGCUGAAGAUGGCUGCCCUGUGCGCGGACCUCAGGAUGUGCCUUGAUGUAUUCAAGGAAAUCGUCCUCAAAGGUCAUACAGUCACAGAGGAGACCUUCAACUUCCUGCUCAUGGGCUGCAUCCAGGACAAAAAGAUGGGCUUCCGAUAUGCCCUGCAGGUAUGGCGGCAGAUGCUGAGUCUGGGGCUCAAGCCGAGCCGGCACGGCUACAACCUGCUGCUGGGGGCUGCCCGGGACUGUGGCUUAGGGGACCCGGAGGUGGCCACGAAGUUGCUCCUGAGGCCCAUUGAGGAGACGGCCCUGCUCCAGUCCCCAGCAGGCAGGCGGCAGGCGAGGAAAAUAGCCCAGGCUGGGGUAGGAGGCGGCAUGUUGGCCAGGCUGCAUGUGGAGGCCCUGGAGAGACAGCUAUUUCUGGAAACUUCUCAGGCACUGGAGGGACCUCCAGAUCUUCAGGAGGCCCAGUCUGAGGUGGACACCACAGAAGAGCCCAACCACACAGUGGCCCUCACCCCUGUGGCCCUGCAGCCCUCUCUCACAGGGCUGAAGGCCAACCUCCUGAGCCUUGGGACAGUACCUCCAACUGUGGUCUCCCUUGGGACAGUGGCUACGCCAGCUGAUAGGCUGGCCCUGAUGGGGGGCAUGGAGGGUUUCCUGGGCAAGAUGGCGGAGCAUGGGCUCCAGCCCGAUAUCAAGACCCUCACGCUGCUGGCUGAGGUGGUGGCACCCGGCAGCCCCGAGGAGUCCUCGCUGCUGGCCACCCUGGAUGUGCACCAUGUGGAGGCGGACGUGACAUUCUUCAACACGCUAAUGAGGAAGAAGAGCAAGCUGGGUGAUCUGGAGGGGGCAAAGGCGCUGUUGCCAGUCCUGGCAAAGAGAGGACUUGUCCCCAACCUGCAGACUUUCUGCAACCUGGCCAUUGGAUGCCGCAGGCCAGGGGAUGGCCUGCAGCUGCUUGCCGACAUGCAGAAGUCCCAGAUGACUCCCAACACCCACGUCUACAGCACUCUUAUCAACGCAGCCCUCAAGAGGCUGGACUACGCCUACCUCAUCGACAUCCUGAAGGACAUGCGGCGGAACAACGUCCCUGUGAACGAGGUGGUCAUCCGCCAGCUUGAGUUUGCGGCCGAGUACCCACCCACCUUUGACCGGUACAAAGGAAAAAACACCUACUUGGAGAAGAUCGAUGGCUUCCGAGCUUACUACAAGCAGUGGCUCAAAGUGAUGCCAGCUGAGGAAAUCCCCCACCCUUGGCAGAAGUUCAGGAGCAAGCCCAAGCAGGGGGACCAAGGCUCCAUGAUGGAGGCUGAUGUGGACAGAGGUCUUGGGGGCAGGUGAUGGUGGAGGCCUCUGGCACCAGGGCACAACUGGGGAACAGUGCACGGACUCAAACAGUGCUUGGUGGCCGCCUGGGAGACCCUUUCAUAUUACAGUCUCGGAGUCAUGGAGAGGAAAGGCGUGGCCCAGGGUAAGAGCUGCAGGGUUUUGUAAGUGUUGCUAUGAUGACAAACGCUGGGGCCCCGGGAAGCUGACCAGCUGACAGCAGGUCCAAGAGCCACCCACACCAUCUUCAUAGGACAUCCUCACAAUCACCUAAGGAGCCCGUCCCCACGGC